CAAUGAUAUCAACGGGGGCGGAAUUUCCGGUUACCCGUAUAAACCAAGGGAGGCCUGCCCAUGCGGUUUUGAUUGAACGCGGAGCUAACACCGAAAAGUUUAAACAGACACAAUGGCCGAGAAUGACGUUGAAAACGAGCUGCUCGAUUAUGAAGAAGAUGAGGAGCCUCAAGGAGCCCCUGAGAGCGCAGCCCCUGCAGGCAAGAAGGAGGUGAAGGGAUCCUACGUUUCAAUCCACAGUUCUGGCUUCAGAGAUUUUCUGCUCAAACCAGAGCUGCUCCGUGCCAUCAUCGACUGUGGUUUUGAGCAUCCAUCUGAAGUCCAGCAUGAAUGCAUCCCACAGGCUAUCCUGGGCAUGGACAUCCUGUGCCAGGCCAAAUCUGGUAUGGGCAAGACUGCCGUGUUUGUGCUGGCCACGCUGCAGCAGAUUGAACCAGUUGAUGGACAGGUGUCUGUAUUAGUCAUGUGUCACACGCGAGAGCUGGCCUUCCAGAUCAGCAAGGAGUAUGAGCGUUUCUCCAAGUACAUGCCCACUGUAAAGGCAGCAGUAUUCUUUGGUGGCCUUGCCAUCAAGAAGGACGAGGAGGUCUUGAAGAAGAACUGCCCUCAUAUUGUUGUUGGAACACCAGGCCGUAUCCUCGCUCUCACCCGGAACAAGACCCUCAGUCUGAAGAACGUCAAGCAUUUUGUCCUGGAUGAGUGUGACAAAAUGUUGGAGCAACUAGACAUGAGGAGUGAUGUACAGGAAAUCUUCAGGAUCACACCCCAUGAGAAGCAGGUCAUGAUGUUCAGCGCAACACUGAGCAAGGAAGUCCGACCAGUCUGCCGCAAAUUCAUGCAGGACCCCAUGGAAGUCUUUGUGGAUGAUGAGACCAAACUUACACUCCAUGGCCUGCAGCAGUACUACUCCAAGCUGAAGGACAGUGAGAAGAACCGCAAGCUCUUUGACCUGCUCGAUGUAUUGGAGUUCAACCAGGUGGUGAUCUUUGUCAAGUCAAUCCAGCGCUGUAUGGCCCUCUCCCAGCUUCUGGUGGAACAAAAUUUCCCUGCCAUUUCCAUUCACAGGGGAAUGGCUCAGGAGGAGAGGCUGUCGCGCUAUCAGCAAUUCAAGGACUUCCAAAGGCGGAUCCUGGUGGCGACUAAUCUGUUUGGCCGAGGGAUGGACAUCGAGCGGGUCAACAUUGUCUUCAACUACGACAUGCCUGAAGAUUCUGACACCUAUUUACACAGGGUUGCCCGUGCUGGUAGGUUUGGAACCAAAGGCCUGGCUAUAACCUUUGUGUCUGACGAGACUGAUGCUAAGACCCUGAACGAUGUGCAGGACCGCUUUGAAGUCAAUGUGGCUGAGCUGCCAGAUGAGAUUGACAUCUCAUCUUACAUCGAGCAGUCCAGAUGAGUCCUCCAGCCAAGCAGAAGUCCCCUCUCCGUGGAUCUUGUGUCUUGUAUUUGGAAGUAGACGUACUUCACUGUUGAUUUGAAAGCUCUGCUCUGUUCCGAUGUUCACCAAACAUUUAUUUUUAUUGUCAGUCCUUGGGGACAAAGGGGUAUGGUUGAUUUUAAUUUGUCUUUUACUGUUUUUUUUUUUCCUUGCUUAAUGACAUUAAAACUUUUUAUAAAAUGCCAUUUUUACUAUUGUGGUCUCUUGUGAGGCUUUUCUUGUCUGUACCCCAUUUCCAUUGAUUUCGAUGUCAAUUAGAGCUUCAGGGAAAAUUAUAGAAAAGUAGUUCUGAGGAACAUGUUAAAGUGAUUCUUCGCCCCUUUUUAAAUGUUAAAACUAGUUUGUAUAGGAAGUUGUGUUUUUUGUCCCCCCCCCACCCCCACUGCAAGAGUUAAUUAUUA
Molecule: messenger RNA, 1839 nt
Organism: Chelmon rostratus (copperband butterflyfish)
Lineage: Eukaryota; Metazoa; Chordata; Actinopteri; Chaetodontiformes; Chaetodontidae
Gene: ddx39ab
Product: DEAD (Asp-Glu-Ala-Asp) box polypeptide 39Ab
Exons: 10
Coding region: 113-1396 (427 amino acids)
Biological process (GO): mRNA export from nucleus; mRNA splicing, via spliceosome
Molecular function (GO): RNA binding; RNA helicase activity; ATP binding
Source: RefSeq, a predicted model, not a curated record